Lathyrus oleraceus (garden pea) is the source of this 2223-nucleotide messenger RNA. RefSeq names its product pyruvate kinase isozyme A, chloroplastic. The transcript is spliced from 6 exons. Bases 169 to 1875 code for a protein of 568 amino acids. Lineage: Eukaryota; Viridiplantae; Streptophyta; Magnoliopsida; Fabales; Fabaceae. Gene Ontology annotation, molecular function: magnesium ion binding; pyruvate kinase activity; potassium ion binding. The record is from RefSeq and is a predicted model, not a curated record. Gene Ontology annotation, biological process: glycolytic process.
UUGUGAAAAGUAGAUAAACCCAACACCGAAUUCGGCAUUGUAAGUUGCAAAACCUCGUGGUUUCCGCAGACAAGUAACUCAACUCCCAACUGUUCCCUUCCCUUGUUAUCUCCGCCUCCCCCAAACAAAACCUCACUCCCUUCUCCCAAUCAUCUCACCACAGUCACAAUGUCAGUCUCCCGCCUCCACCUCCAGCUCUUCACACCCCCACACACAACCUUCCACCACCACCACACCAACCACCUCCCAUCUCCCACCCUCUCCUUCCCCCCUCGCCGCUUCCCCAUCAUCCGCGCCUCCUCCACAUCCCAAAUAAUCGCCUCCGACUCCAACGGAGCAGGACCAGGAGUUCCACCAGAUCUAGGCUCAAUCGAAGUCGACGCCGUCACCGAAACAGAGCUAAAAGAGAAUGGCUUCCGUAGCACCAGGAGAACGAAACUCGUUUGCACUGUGGGACCCGCUACGUGCGGGUUUGAACAGCUCGAAGCUCUUGCUGUUGGAGGAAUGAACGUUGCUAGAAUUAACAUGUGUCAUGGUACUAGAGAGUGGCAUAAAACUGUUAUCGACCGUGUUCGAAGACUUAACCAUGACAAGGGAUUUGCGGUUGCGAUUAUGAUGGAUACGGAAGGAAGUGAGAUUCAUAUGGGUGAUCUCGCUGGUGCUUCUUCUGCUAAAGCUGAAGAUGGUCAGAUCUGGACUUUCAGUGUUAGGGCAUUUGAUUCUUCUCUCCCACUUCCACAACGUACCAUCAAUGUCAACUAUGAGGGUUUUGCUGAAGAUGUGAAGGUUGGGGAUGAGCUUUUGGUUGAUGGGGGAAUGGUUAGGUUUGAGGUCAUUGAGAAGAUAGGUCCAGAUGUGAAGUGUCUUUGUACUGAUCCUGGCCUGUUGCUACCAAGGGCGAAUCUCACUUUCUGGAGGAAUGGUAGUUUAGUUCGAGAAAGGAACGCCAUGCUCCCUACAAUCUCUUCGAAGGAUUGGUUAGACAUUGAUUUUGGUAUUGCUGAGGGUGUUGAUUUUAUUGCCAUUUCAUUUGUCAAAUCUGCUGAAGUUAUUACUCAUCUUAAAAGCUAUAUUGCUGCAAGAUCUCGUGACAGUGAUAUUUCAGUCAUUGCAAAGAUAGAGAGUAUUGAUUCACUGAAGAACUUAGAGGAGAUCAUUCAAGCAUCAGACGGAGCUAUGGUGGCACGUGGAGAUUUGGGAGCUCAGAUACCUUUGGAACAGGUUCCAGCUGCUCAGCAAAGGAUUGUUCAGGUUUGCAGGCAAAGGAAUAAACCUGUUAUUGUGGCCUCUCAGCUACUUGAAUCCAUGAUUGAGUAUCCAACUCCUACAAGAGCUGAAGUAGCAGAUGUUUCUGAAGCAGUGAGGCAACGUGCCGAUGCUUUGAUGCUUUCUGGUGAGUCAGCAAUGGGCCAGUUCCCUGACAAGGCCUUAACUGUAUUAAGGAGUGUCAGUUUGAGAAUCGAAAAGUGGUGGAGGGAAGAGAAACGCUAUGAAGCUACGCAACUUCCCUCAGUUGGGAGUUAUUUUUCAGAAAGAAUAUCUGAAGAAAUCUGCAAUUCAGCUGCAAAGAUGGCCAAUCAUUUAGAGGUGGAUGCACUUUUUGUUUACACAAAGACAGGGCACAUGGCAUCUCUAUUGUCACGUUGCCGACCCGAUUGCCCAAUCUUUGCAUUUACUACGACUCCGUCUGUGCGAAGACGUCUGAACCUCCAGUGGGGCUUGAUACCUUUCCGUCUCAGCUUCUCCGACGACAUGGAAAGCAAUCUCAAUAAAACCUUCUCAUUGCUAAAGGCCAGAAAUUUGAUCAAAUCUGGUGACCUUGUCAUUGCUGUCUCAGAUAUGUUUCAGUCAAUACAAGUGAUGAAUGUCCCUUAAGAACAUGUUCCAAAGUGUUCCAGAUAUGUUUCGGGAUGCUGGUAGAGUAUGAAAAAGGAGCAGAAAGACUACAUGAGUGAAUUGUGUUUGUCAUUUUAAAUCUAUAGGAUACAACUUGAGUUUGCGAGAAUUUAUGUUUAUGCUAUUGGAGUUAUUUAUUAUAGGAUUUGUAGUAAGUGAUAUAUACUAGCUAUUUCAAUCUGAUGAAAGCAAUAUAGUGCAGUAUUCACCAUUUUAAGUUGUAAGACACUUCUGCAAUUUCUGUUGCAUUUGUAUUCAUUGUACUAGCUUUCAAGCCAUGUUGAGUAUAGUGUGAAAUAACAAUAAGAUUACACGUUAGUUACUUAA